Molecule: messenger RNA, 1572 nt
Organism: Saitoella complicata NRRL Y-17804
Lineage: Eukaryota; Fungi; Ascomycota; Saitoellomycetes; Saitoellales; Saitoellaceae
Product: tryptophan synthase beta subunit-like PLP-dependent enzyme
Exons: 2
Coding region: 1-1572 (523 amino acids)
Biological process (GO): L-threonine biosynthetic process
Molecular function (GO): pyridoxal phosphate binding; threonine synthase activity
Source: RefSeq, a predicted model, not a curated record
AUGGAACCUUCCCGAUCUCAGCAGUACCGUUCUACCCGUGGUGGAUCAAAGGGAUUCACCUUCGAGGCUGCCGUCUUGAAGGGUCUCGCCGACGACUCCGGUCUCUUCCUUCCUCACGCUAUCCCCGCUCUGCCUUCCGACUGGCGAUCCGCAUGGGCUCACCUCUCCUUCCAGGAGCUCGCCUUCAAUGUUCUUUCCCUCUACAUAUCUCCUUCUGAGAUUCCAGCAGACGACCUCAAGGACCUCGUCCACCGGUCAUACGCGACCUUCCGUGACUCGGAUGUCACUCCCCUCCGUCAUCUUCGCAAGAAGGACAACCUCUACCUCCUCGAGCUUUUCCACGGUCCUACCUUCGCUUUCAAGGAUGUUGCUUUGCAGUUCCUGGGUAACUUGUUCGAGUACUUCUUGAAACGCAAGAACCAGGGUAAGUCCGAUGCUGACCGUCACAAGAUCACCGUCGUCGGUGCUACCUCUGGUGAUACCGGAUCCGCCGCCAUCUACGGUUUGCGCAACAAGGAGGAUGUUUCCGUCUUCAUUCUCCACCCCAGAGGUCGUGUCUCUCCCAUCCAGGAGGCUCAGAUGACCACUGUUCUUGACGCCAAUGUCCACAACAUCGCCGUUGAGGGUACCUUCGACGACUGUCAGGACAUCGUCAAGCAGCUCUUCGGUGACGCCGACUUCAACUCCAAGUACAACCUUGGUGCCAUCAACUCCAUCAACUGGGCCCGUAUCCUCGCUCAGAUCGUCUACUACUUCCACUCCUACUUUACCCUUCUCCGAUCACUCGGUCUCCCUCCCACCUCCCCGGAGGCCGAGAGGAUCCAGCUCCGCUACGUUGUUCCCACCGGUAACUUUGGUGACAUCCUUGCUGGUUACUACGCCAAGUCCAUGGGUCUUCCCGUGUCCAAGCUCAUCGUCGCUACCAACGCCAACGACAUUCUCAACCGUUUCUUCCAGUCUGGACGUUACGAGAAGAAGGAGGCUCCCGCUGGUCAUGAGGCUGACGGCCAGUUGCCCCAGGCUGCUGAUGGCGCUGCUGCGGCUCCUGAUGGUGCCAAGGAGACUCUCUCCCCCGCCAUGGACAUCUUGGUUUCUUCCAACUUCGAGCGCCUCUUGUGGUACCUCGCUGGAGAGGCCGAGACGGAGGGUGGUGAGGAGGGUGCGCAGAAGGCUGGUGAAAUCCUUGCUGGCUGGAUGAACGAGUUGAAGACCAACGGUCGUUUCGCUGUCUCUGACAAGGUGCUCGAGGCUGGACGUCGUGACUUUGGCUCAGAACGUGUGUCUGAUGAGCAGACUCUUGAGACCAUCCAGGCUUUCUACGCUGGUGAGCCUGGAGAGAACCCUUACAUCCUCGACCCUCACACCGCUGUCGGUAUCGCCGCCGCUAUCCGCACCUCAUCGCCAGAGACCUACACUAUCUCCCUCUCUACCGCUCACCCCGCCAAGUUCUCUGCUGCUGUUGACACUGCCCUCAAGAAGUUCCCUGGGUACAACUUCGACCAGGUCUUGCCGGAGGAGUUCAAGGGAUUGUUGGAGAAGGAGAAGAGGAUUGAUCGGCGCCUGAUUAUCUGA